AGUAGAGCCUUUGAGACUACACAGGGGGAUCUCAACAAUAUAAAGAGAAGAACUGACUCAUUAAGGUAAACGCACAAAAUGGAGGUUCCUAUGAGCACCAUGUUCAUCCUGUGUCUGUUUGGGUCCGUCCUCAGCCAAGACAUGUCCUAUGAGGACAUAAUGGCCCAGCUUGAGGCCUGUCCCAAAGAGUGUCGCUGCCCACGGAACUUCCCUCGAGCCGUCUACUGUGACAAUAAAGACCUCACCGUAAUCCCCAAUAUCCCUCCUCAUACAUGGUACCUUUACCUCCAGAAUAACAACAUCGAAGUACUCUCUGCCGGUGCCCUGCGUAACGCCACACAGCUGCGUUGGCUGAACCUCAACCGAAACAAAAUCACAAGCAAUGGAGUAGAGCAGGGUGUGCUGAGUACAAUGUCACAGCUGGCACACCUGUACAUGGACGAUAACCUGCUGUCCUCUGUGCCUUCUCCAUUGCCACCCAGUCUGGAACAUCUUCGUCUGUCUCGCAACCGGAUUUCCAAAAUCCCUGCAGGUGUCUUCUCUGGUCUGAACAAACUCAACCUCCUGGAUCUUCAGAGCAACAAGCUGAUGGACGAUGCAGUCACAGAAGUCAGUCUAAAAGGUCUAACUAACUUGGUUCAGAUAAACCUUUCCAAAAAUCAACUGACCAGUAUGCCUAUUGGACUACCACCCACCACAACGCAACUCUUCUUGGAUGGCAACAACAUCGACAAGAUUCCAGCAGAUUAUUUCAAAGGUCUGCCAAAGAUGACCUUUAUCAGGCUCAACUACAACAAACUCGCCAGUAGUGGAGUUCCAAAAGAUGUCUUCAACGUCUCCAGUAUUUUGGACCUACAGCUGUCCCACAAUCAGCUGACCGAAGUGCCACUCAUCCCUUCUGGCCUUGAACACUUGUACCUGGACCACAAUAAGAUCUCAACUGUGAGUGGCUCUGGUGUGUGUCCAGACUCUGCAGAUGUAAAGGACGACACAAAUGAAAGUGGGCCUCGUCUGCGCUAUCUCCGACUAGAUGGCAACGAGAUCAAACCUCCCAUUCCCAGUGACAUCAUCACAUGCUUCCGCCUCCUCACGUCCAUCGUCAUCUGAAAUGAGACUCACAAGAAGGAUUGUCUAAACAAAUUACGGAAUUACGGUACAUCUUCUGCUAGCUGUGCCUUAUGUAGGUUGACAUGUGGAUGGCUUUCCUAAAAGAGGAUAUAUUGUUGCAUGUUUUUAAGUUAAAACAGCCAGAGAAGAUUUCAUUUUUAAUAGUGUUCUUUU
Molecule: messenger RNA, 1281 nt
Organism: Periophthalmus magnuspinnatus
Lineage: Eukaryota; Metazoa; Chordata; Actinopteri; Gobiiformes; Gobiidae
Gene: kera
Product: keratocan
Exons: 3
Coding region: 79-1107 (342 amino acids)
Molecular function (GO): protein binding
Source: RefSeq, a predicted model, not a curated record